GUAAAUUGAAAACAAUCUACGUUUUUAAGGAAAUCCUAACAAAUGGUCCUGCAAAAUACUGGGAAAUAUCGAGCUGAUAAAGAAGAGCCUAAUAAGCGAGAUGCUGGCACAUCUUCGGGCUCACGCGAGGAAUCCUCCGAGUCGCGGAUCCGUGUGGCGCUGGAGAAUGAUAGGAUCGAUUCCAAGUACGGCUUCGACAGGGUACGCGAUGCCAAAGAGAGAACAGGUUACCUGAUCAACAUGCACACGGCUGAAGUUCUUGACGAAGACAAGCGCCUGGUAGCAGCCAUGGAUUACUACUUCAUAGAGAUGGAUGGUAGCCGGUUCAAGGUCUCACUGUCCUUCCAGCCUUACUUCCUGCUGCUUGCCCGUAAGGAGUGUGAGCAGGAGGUCAUACAGUACCUGUCCAAGAAGUAUGCUGGCACUAUUCAUAGAAUAGAAGUUAUUGAAAAGGAAGAUUUGGAUUUGUUAAAUCACCUCUCGGGGCUCAAACAGCGUUACCUGAAGCUUUCUUUCAUGUCGCAAAAUGAGAUGAUGAAAGUCCGGCGCGAGGUGCUGACGGCCGUCAACAAAAACAAGGAGCGAGAGAAGAAAGACGCCAUUUACGCAGAAAUGUUGACCAACGCGCUCACCAGCGCCGCGGCCAUAGAACACGCCAAGAAGACCACAGACCACAUGGAAAAUAUAUUAGAUAUCAGAGAACACGACGUCCCAUACCACGCCCGGGUGUCAAUCGACAUGAAGAUAUUCUGCGGCGCCUGGUACACGGUGAAGAGCCGCGGCACGGAGUCGCCGCUCUUCACCAAGCGGGACGACAUCCUCGAGCGCCCCGACCCCAUCGUCCUCGCCUUCGACAUCGAGACCACCAAGCUGCCCCUCAAGUUCCCCGACUCGCAGACCGACCAGAUCAUGAUGAUCUCUUACAUGAUAGAUGGACAAGGAUAUUUGAUCACCAAUAGGGAGAUCAUAUCGGUGGAUGUUGAGGACUUUGAAUACACGCCUAAACCUGAGUUCGAAGGGCAAUUCAUAAUAUUCAAUGAAGCAAACGAAAUGGCUUUGAUUCAGAAAUUUUUCGAUCACAUUAUGGACGUAAAACCACAUAUUUUCGUCACUUAUAAUGGUGAUUUCUUCGACUGGCCGUUCGUGGAAGCCCGCGCGGCCAUACUGGGGCUGGACAUGAAGCAGGAGAUCGGCUUCAGCAAGCUCGCGGCCCGGGACGGCACCUACGCCUGCCGACCCGCCAUGCACAUGGACUGUCUCUGCUGGGUGAAGCGCGACUCGUACCUGCCGGUGGGCUCCCAGGGCCUGAAGGCCGUCGCCAAGGCCAAGCUGCGCUACGACCCCGUGGAGCUCGACCCGGAGGACAUGUGCCGCAUGGCGGCCGAGCAGCCCCAGGUCCUGUCAAACUACUCGGUGUCGGACGCCGUGGCCACGUAUUACUUGUACAUGAAGUACGUGCACCCCUUCAUAUUCGCCCUGUGUACCAUUAUCCCCUUGGAGCCAGACGAGGUACUCCGUAAAGGCUCCGGAACCUUAUGUGAAUCCCUGCUCAUGGUGGAAGCGUUCCACGCCAACAUCGUGUUCCCCAACAAGCAAGUGGAGGAGCUGAACAAGUUCACGGCCGACGGGCACCUGCUGGACGCCGAGACCUACGUCGGCGGACACGUCGAGGCGCUCGAGUCAGGCGUAUUCCGCGCCGACAUAAAAUGCAAGUUCCGCAUCGAGCCGACCGCCGUCGACAAGCUCAUCGACACCAUAGACAAGACCAUGAGGCACGCCAUCGAGGUGGAGGAGGGGAUCCCCCUGGCGAUGGUGACCAACCUGGACGAGGUGUGCGCGGAGAUCCGCGGGAAGCUGCAGCACAUGAGGGACCAUCCGAGGAGGGACGAGAACCCGCUCAUUUACCACUUGGACGUGGGGGCCAUGUACCCUAACAUUAUUUUAACGAACAGGUUGCAACCGUCAGCAAUGGUGAACGCAAGUAUCUGUGCCGUGUGCGACUACAACCGGCCCGGAGCGACCUGCCAGAGGCACAUGGACUGGAUGUGGAGGGGGGACUUCUUGCCAGCGACUCGCAGCGAGUACCAACGUAUCCAGCAGCAGCUGGAGACGGAGCGGUUCCCGCCGCUGCACCCCGGCGGCCCGCCGAGAGCUUUCCACAACUUGCCCAAGGAAGACCAGGCUGCGUAUGAAAAGAAGCGUUUAGCGGACUACUGUAAGGUCGCGUAUAAGAAAACCAAGGUGACCAAGACAGAGGUGCGGACCACCACCAUCUGCCAGAAGGAAAACUCCUUCUAUGUGGACACUGUGCGGGCCUUCAGAGACCGCCGUUACGAAUACAAGGCUCUAAACAAGCAAGCCAAGGCCAAGGUUGUGGAGGCGGUGGCGAGCGGCGACGCAGCCGAGAUCAAGUCCGCCAAGAGCAGGGAGGUGCUGUACGACUCGCUGCAGCUCGCACACAAGUGUAUUCUCAACUCGUUCUACGGCUACGUCAUGCGACGAGGCGCUCGUUGGCACAGUAUGGAGAUGGCUGGGAUCGUGUGCUACACGGGCGCCAACAUCAUUAUGAAGGCCAGGGAGAUCAUCGAGCAAGUCGGCAGGCCCUUGGAAUUGGACACUGACGGUAUCUGGUGUGUCCUGCCAGCAUCCUUCCCUGAGACCGUGACGGUUCUCACGACACACCAGAAGAAGAAGAAGAUUAACGUGUCCUAUCCUAAUGCAGUUCUAAACGCCAUGGUUAAGGACCACUUCACAAACGAGCAAUACUUCGAGCUGGUGGACCCCUUGAGCAAGAAGUACGAGCAGCGCGCCGAGAACUCCAUCUUCUUCGAGGUGGACGGGCCGUACCUGGCCAUGGUGCUGCCGGCCUCCAAGGAGGAGGGCAAGAGGCUCAAGAAACGAUACGCUGUCUUUAACUUUGACGGCUCUUUGGCCGAGUUAAAGGGUUUCGAAGUAAAACGGCGUGGAGAACUACAGCUUAUCAAAAUCUUCCAAUCGUCCGUGUUCGAAGCGUUUCUCAAGGGAAACGAUUUGAAGUCCUGCUACGCAUCGGUCGCCAAGGUGGCGGACUACUGGCUGGACGUGCUGUACAGCAAGGGCUCCAACAUGCCCGACUCCGAGUUAUUCGAGCUGAUCUCCGAGAACCGCUCCAUGUCUAAGAAGCUGGAAGACUAUGGGGGGCAGAAGUCUACGUCCAUAUCCACUGCGAAACGGCUCGCAGAGUUCUUGGGGGAUCAGAUGGUGAAGGAUGCUGGGUUGGCUUGCAGAUUCAUAAUAUCGCGCAAGCCGGAAGGCGCGCCGGUGACGGAGCGCGCGGUGCCGCUGGCCAUCUUCCAGUCCCCGGCCGGCGUGCGGCGCCACCACCUGCGCCGCUGGCUCAAGGACUCCAGCGUCAGCGAGCACCUCGACAUCCGCGACGUGCUCGACUGGCCCUACUACAUCGAGCGGCUCAGCGGCGCCAUACAGAAGAUCAUCACCAUCCCGGCCGCCAUGCAGGGGUUGGACAACCCGGUCCCGCGCGUGCAGUACCCCGACUGGCUGCACAAGAAGAUGCUGGCCAAGACCGACAAGUUCAAGACCAGGAAGAUCACGGACAUGUUCACCGCGCAACCCAAGGAAAAGCGGCCCGAUGCCACUAAUGAAAACGAUGGGAAUAUGGACACCGAAAUGGACAUGGAGGAUAUCGGCAAAGACGACACGCCCCGCCCGUCCCGCCCCAUGGUGACAGUGAAGCGAAAACGCGAGGAGUCGCCUGUGAAGGAAGCCGCUACUUGGCGGGAGGCCUUCGGGCCGCCACCGCCUUUUGGGACCACGCGGGUAGAACGAAGAGCUUGGAUCUUGUUUCAAAAGAAGAAAUGGAAAUGGCAAAUAGAGCAGCGAAAAAUGUCUAACAGGAGCAAACGAGGUAGAAUGGAUAACGAGAGCCCCGCGGCGGCGCCGCGCAGCCUGGGCCCCGCCGCCACGCUCGGCAGCUUCAUCAAGCGCGCGCAGCGGACUCUGCUCAACACGCCGUGGCAGAUCAUUCAGGUCCUUGAAACCUCGGAGCCCGGUCUCUUCCGCCUCUGGGCGCUAGUCGGCUCAGACCUCCACCAGAUCAAGCUGACAGUCCCGCGCAUCUUCUACGUGAACAGUCGAGUAGCUCGCUCGACCGACACGAGCCAGUACUGGCGCAAGUGCUCCCGCGUACUGCCGCGAGCGCAUCCUGUGUUACACUUGUACCAGUACAGCGUUAGUGAGCAGCUCUACAGGGAACACCAGGAGGAGCUGAUGGCGGAGCUGUCGGCGCCCGAGAUCGAAGGCAUUUACGAGACGCAGAUGAGCCUGGAGUUCCGCGUGCUGGUGCAGUUGGGCUGCAUCUGCACCGUGGACCCGGACGAGGCGAGGCGACUUAUCCAGCUAGGAUCGAACUCGGAUUCCUUCACGCUGAGCCAACUGCAGUUCAAAAGCGUCGCCCAUCAACCCUAUCUUCAGAAACAAAACGGCGUAUCACCGCUAAAACACAUCUACCUAUACCAACACUCAGCGUUGAACUCAACGCGCAGCAUGUGGGCGCUGGUGCUCGGGCCCACCAAGCGGGCGCUGGUCGUGGUGCAGGACUCCGUCAAGACCAACCAGGUGCCCAACAUGCACACGCUGCUCGCCACCGAGACUACCGCCAAAAUCAACCUGGGCACAGACGAGAGUACCCUCCCAAGCACCGAUCUCACCUGGGAGGUGGCUGUGGAGACGGAGCCUCGCGCAGUAUACCGAAGACUGGGCCGGGCGCUGCAACGUUACCGCGAGGAACACUCCGGGCCCACGCUGCUAGCUUUACAGACUCUUCACAGCGUGCCUGCGCUGCUGGCCUUAGUACCUGGUGUAUCGGAGUUCCCGCUGGUCCCGCUGCAUGUGCGCGACGUGGAGACGCUGUACAGCACGCUGGAGUGGCAGCGCGUGGGCGCGCGCACGCUCGUGCGCCACUACCUCAACCUCGACUCCGUGCUCGCGCUCACCAAGGAGCAGUGCAGAUACUUCCACGUGCCCCUGGGCAACUUGCCCGCGGACCCGACGUUGUUCGGCGCGGACCUGUUCUACGCGCGGCACCUCGUCAAGCACAACUUCGUGCUGUGGGCCUCCAACCUGGAGCGGCCCGACCUGGGCGGCCGCGAGACCGACGACAACAGACUAGUAAGCGAAGUGGAGGAGCUGUCCGGCUGCACGCACAACGCGUCGGGCGCGUACGACUCGGUGUGCGUGGAGCUGGGGAGCGACGCGCUGUGCGUGUGCGCGCUGCUGCAGGCGCAGCACAUCCUGCAGCACGAGGGCACCAGCGCGGCCACCGCCUUCAGCCGGGGACAGCCUCACGAUCCUAUGGGCCUGAACGCGUCGGUAGCGUACGACGAAACAGCACAGUGCAGCGCCGCCUUCCGAGUACUGCGAACGAUGAUAGCGUCCUGGCUUAGGGACGUCACGGUGUAUAAAAACGUGUUCGCCGAUUACCAGAUUACACACUUCUACAGAUGGUUAAAAACCCCAACGUCGCUCCUCUACGACCCAGCAUUGCGACGCACGCUGUACGGGCUGAUGAAGAAACUGUUCCUUAUGCUGGUAGCAGAGUUCAAGCGGCUAGGGUCUGUCAUAGUGUACGCGGACUUCAACAAGAUACUGUUAUGCACUAAGAAGAAAUCGGUUAUGGAUGGUAUAGGUUACGUAGAGUUCGUGGUGCAGAGCAUCCGGAACAAGGAGCUGUUCCACGGCGUGGACAUCCGCUACAAGCAGUGCUGGAGCUACCUGCUGUGGCUCGACCCCGCCAACCAUGCCGGCGUGCAGGGUAAAUUACCAGAGGGUCUCGUUGAAGUUGGUUCUUCACAGCUGCCGCCAGCGGACGAGAAUGCAGAAGAUGAGGAGGGCAUGAUCGUGAUGAACUGGAACCUGGCGCUGUUCCUGCCGCGCGGCGUGCGCGAGCCGUUCGCGGCGGCCGUCGGCGGCUUCGUGGGCGCCGCCGCCGCGCAGACCGGCGGCCUCGCCAACCUGCUGGCUGGCGAGAUCGCGCAGAAACUGUUUCAGAUGACAGAAAAGAUCCACACGCGCAUGCCGGUACUGAAGCCGGGCGACGUGGAGGCGCGGCCGGGGCGGCGCGGCGCGCAGCACACGCCCGCGCUGCAGUUCGUCAACGCGCUCUGCAAGGUCAUCUCGCUCGACCCCAAGCUGGACGAACAGAUAACGCUGGUUCGUCGCAACCUGCUCCGGCUAAUCGGGGUCGGCGAGUUCAGCGCCGCGGCCGAGUGGCGCGACCCCUGCGCCAGCUGCGUGCUCACCGAGCUCAUCUGCAAGGUGUGCAACCACUGCCGCGACCUGGACCUGUGCCGCGAGACCGACAUCGCCACCGUGGACGACGUCCCGGUGUGCCUGUGCCCGACGUGUGGUGCCGCCUACGACAACCAGGAGCUGGAGUGGCGCCUCGUCGAGGCCAUGGACCGGCGCGCGCUCGCCUACACCCUACAGGACCUCAUCUGCAGCCGCUGCCACCAGGUGAAACGCGAGAACCUGUCAACAGUGUGUGACUGUGCGGGCGACUUCGGGCCACUUGUGCCUGUAAAGGAGGUGCACUCUCAGCUGGAGACCUUCAAGUCCAUAGCAGAAUACUACAAGAUGCCGCUGCUGCUAGAACUGAUAGAUUUCCACCUAAACAACAUGUGAUAUUUAAAUAAUUAACAUUAACACA
This is a messenger RNA of Cydia amplana, 6703 nucleotides long. It is a transcript of the gene DNApol-epsilon255, whose product is annotated as DNA polymerase epsilon catalytic subunit 1. Bases 43 to 6678 code for a protein of 2211 amino acids. Gene Ontology annotation, molecular function: DNA-directed DNA polymerase activity; nucleotide binding; single-stranded DNA 3'-5' DNA exonuclease activity. The record is from RefSeq and is a predicted model, not a curated record. The transcript is spliced from 44 exons. Gene Ontology annotation, cellular component: nucleus; epsilon DNA polymerase complex. Lineage: Eukaryota; Metazoa; Arthropoda; Insecta; Lepidoptera; Tortricidae. Gene Ontology annotation, biological process: DNA replication proofreading; nucleotide-excision repair, DNA gap filling; mitotic cell cycle.